Messenger RNA from Fundulus heteroclitus (mummichog), 4480 nucleotides. RefSeq names its product mitogen-activated protein kinase 6 (gene mapk6). Gene Ontology annotation, cellular component: cytoplasm; nucleus. The transcript is spliced from 8 exons. Lineage: Eukaryota; Metazoa; Chordata; Actinopteri; Cyprinodontiformes; Fundulidae. The record is from RefSeq and is a predicted model, not a curated record. Gene Ontology annotation, biological process: cell surface receptor signaling pathway; protein phosphorylation; intracellular signal transduction. Gene Ontology annotation, molecular function: MAP kinase activity; ATP binding. The coding region runs from base 871 to 3132 and encodes 753 amino acids.
AAAGCCACAUGGAGUAGGAUAAGGCACCUCCAAGGCACUGAGGAUAAAUGCACAUGCCCACACUGAUGUCGAUAUCUGGACUGCACUGAACUUUUUUCCUUCUCUUGUUUUGGGUGGAUGUCUUUUGAUGCAUGAAUAAUCUCUUAUUGGUGGAUUACUAGCAAUUUUUUUCAUCAUGUUGCUCCGGUUGUUCCAGGAGAAUUCCAGCUUCGGUUACACCCAAGUAAAAUGGAGGAUAGUUUUGAUUGUGACUGUGGCGAGCUUGAGCCACCUGAUCACUGAGUGAGCGUUUAUUCUGAAGACUUAAAUAGGCCAGACGCAUUUCAUUUUUAUAUAUAUAUAUUAUAUAUAUAUAUCAGGAGACUCGACCAGAUAAAAUAAUCGUAAUAAAGGAAGAAAAAUUGUGCUUUUCUCAUGAAGCUGCUCAGGACCAGUCAUACACUGAAUGUAACUGCACUGUGAGGAUGCAACUACAGGCUUUUAUAGUUUAAUAUAAUCCCCAGUGCUAUUUUAGUUCUGAUUUUCCUUUUCCAAUUGGCCUCAAAGUCCAUUCCAUUUUAGUCUAUAAGUUAUAGAGCUGAUCAGAUAAAGAUAUCCUCAUACCAAAAGGAUUGGAGAAGGAAUUUCUGUUUUUUUAUUAUUAUUAUUAUUAUCGCCACCAUUAAUAAACAUGGCAAGAAAAUAUGAUUAUAUAAAGUCCGAUUUCUGAGAGUAACGGCUAGCCAGGGGGGACUUGGUAGUCGUCUGUACAGGGGUAACAGGGUUCAGCCUCUGGAGUGUAGGGGGGGAUUCUCUGAUAGUCCCUCUGGUGGGCUCGGGCUAGGAGCAGGUCAGAGCGUAGGCAGCAGCCACAGCCUCACAGCAGUCGUCAUGGCGGAGAAGUUCGAGUCCCUGAUGAACAUCCACGGCUUCGACCUGGGCUCCCGCUACAUGGACCUGAAGCCUCUGGGCUACGGGGGGAACGGCCUGGUGUUCUCGGCGGUGGACACCGACUGCGACAAGCGCGUGGCGGUGAAGAAAAUCAUCCUGACCGACCCCCAGAGCGUGAAGCACGCCCUGCGGGAGAUCAAGAUCAUCAGAAGACUGGAUCACGACAACAUCGUCAAGGUGUCUGAGACGUUAGGCCCCUGCGGUCGCAGCCUAAUGGAGGACGUGGCGUCCCUCACAGAAGUCAACUCGGUCUACAUCGUGCAGGAGUACAUGGAGACGGACCUUUGUCAGCUGCUGGAGAGGGGCCCCAUGUCCGAGGGCCAUGCCCGGCUCUUCAUGUACCAGCUCCUAAGGGGCCUUAAGUACAUCCACUCGGCCAACGUGCUUCACCGUGACCUCAAGCCUGCCAACCUGUUUGUCAACACGGAGGACCUGGUGCUGAAGAUCGGGGACUUCGGGUUGGCCCGCAUCAUGGAUCCUCACUACUCUCACAAGGGCCACCUCUCGGAAGGUCUCGUCACAAAGUGGUACCGGUCGCCUCGCCUGCUGCUCUCUCCCAACAACUACACCAAAGCCAUCGACCUGUGGGCCGCGGGCUGCAUCUUCUCCGAGAUGCUGACGGGGAAAACCCUCUUUGCAGGAGCCCACGAGCUGGAGCAGAUGCAGCUGAUCCUGGAGUCCAUUCCCGUGCUGCGAGAGGAGGACCGCCAGGAGCUGCACAGCGUCAUCCCCGUCUUCCUGCGCAGCGACAUGUCGACGCCUCACACGCCGCUGGCCAAGCUGAUGCCCGGCGUCAGCCCACAGGCCCUCGAUUUCCUGGAGAAGAUCCUCACCUUCAACCCCAUGGAUCGUCUCACUGCCGAGGAGGCGCUGGCCCACCCCUAUAUGGCCGACUACUCCUUCCCCCUGGAUGAGCCGGUCUCUCUGCACCCCUUUCACAUUGAAGACGAAGUAGAUGACAUCCUUCUCAUGGACCAGAGCCACAGCCACACCUGGGACAGGUACCAUGAGAGCCAGUUCUCUGAGACCGACUGGCAGUUGCACAGCAACCACGACCCGGAUGAGGUUCAGGUCGACCCGAGGGGACUCUCUGACGUCACGGACGAGGAGGAGGUCCAGGUCGAUCCUCGGAAAUACGCCGACGGAGACCGGGAGAAGUUCCGGGACGAGCCGUCCUCCUUCGACUACUCGGCGCUGCUCCCCUCGGAGCAGGAGGACCACCACGAGAACAAGUACUGCGACGUCCAGUGCGGCCACACCUGCAACUACAAGGCCGUGUCGCCCUCCUACCUGGACAACCUGAUCUGGAGGGACAGCGAGGUGAACCACUACCACGAGCCCAAGCUCAUCAUCGACCUGUCCAACUGGAAGGAGCAGCAGAGCAAGGAGAAGGCCGACCGCAAGGCCAAGAGCAAGUGCGAGAAGAACGGCCUCAUGAAGGCCCAGAUCGCGCUGAAGGAGGCCGAGAAGAUCAUGGGCCCCGCCGAGAAGAUCAUGGGUCCCGCGGAGAAGGACAGCGAGCAGGAGAAACACCGGGCGGAGCGGCAGCAGAACCAGGGCUUCGACUUCGACUCCUUCAUCGCCAGCACCAUCAAGCUGAGCCUGCAGCCGGAGCCCUGCCAGGAGGUGGCGCUACUCAGCGAGGUGGGCCUCCUCAACGAGCUCAACUUCUCCGUCUCCCAGCUGGAGGCGCCGCGCUCCGCCUCCAUGUCCAAGACCAUCAGUCAGGAGAAGGAGGAGAAGUGCCUGGUGAACCUGGCCCAGCUGGGCGGCGGGGGGCUGGGGGUGGUGGCCGGGGACCGCGUCUGGCCCGCCGAGCCCUGGGAGGGCUUCGGCGACGCCGACAGCGGCUGCUUGAUAGACGAGGCGUGCUGGGACAUCCGCAAGGCCGACCACCUCCAGAAGGAGAGCUCCUACACCAGCUACCUGGACCGCUUCUUCAGCCGCAAAGACGACGGGGGCGGCGAGACCCCGUCGGAGGCGGAGCCCCCGGUGGUCAGAGAGCUGGACGACGGCUUCCUGGACAGUAACUCUGAGAUCGUGCUCAAUAUGCAGCUGGACUCUCUGGCCUUGCCCGUGUUUGACGGCCCCGACGACUUGCCUCUAAAAUCCAUCCAGGCCUCCCUCUCGCCCUGCCCCGUCAAGUGCUCGCCCCAGAUCGCCCACAAGACCUACAGCAGCAUCUUCAAGCAUCUCAAUUAGAGGAGGACCCGCAUCUCCCCCCCCGCAGGGCCAGCCCAGGCCCUUCUCUUUCUACUUUUUAUUUUAAUACGGUGUCAUUGUACUUGAAUCAUUUCAUAACGUUUGUUUUUUUUUUAUUUUUUUUUGUCUAGUUUUUAUUAUUUUGUGGCGCUGAGGGGGUGAUUUAUUACAUUUGAAGAGUUUCAUCAUCACUCUGAGCCUUGAUGACUGGGCCUUCCCGGGUCAAAGUCUACGCCCUCGUUGCUAAACUGGCAUGUCGUUGCACAUGUAAGUACUGUAGGUGGAAGGAAGGGAGGGAGGAGAGAAGUGAAGAAGUGGGAGGAAAGGAGGCUUUGAAGGAAAGACCAGCCGCGGGCUUCAGGCGGCCUGUCCUGGUUGGGCUGCGUAGAUCAGGGGGGAAAGGAAAGCAGGUCGGGUGGGUUAUCCUUUUUUUGUUUUUAUUUUUCUGUUUUUGAGUUGAACGUGUUUCCCUGACAUGAAACCUUCCUUAACAAUCCUUUCAUACUGUAAAUCUGACACAUGAUGCCAGCAAGCAACCAUUAUCGUAGGCGUUUUAAAAUGUAACCGCGUUAUCUACCUCAAGGUAACAGCAGUGAGAAGACACUCGGAGCCACACUAGUGCUUUACACACAUGACCAUCCUCAUACCAGGAAACGAAGCGCUCGCCAAGAUGAACGCUGUCUCACUUCGGCAGUUCGCACAGUGAGGUGUUUCAGUGGUCACUAUUUAUUUCUAGCAGACGUGCGAUAUUUAUUUUAUGAAACUUUGUUAUGUCAAAUGUGAUUCUUGAAGGUUUGAAGAGCCGAGCAAGACUUCCAUUUUCAUUUCGGCACUAUAAGGAUGUGCAAGUGUUGCUUUUUUUUUGUUUUCUAACGUAGGAUGCAAAUUCACGUGUUUCUGUUCCAAGAGAAGUUUCCUUUUUGUUUUUUAUUUCCCCCCCCCCUACCAUCUAUUCUUCUGGGUAUCGUUCUUGUUUUGUUUGUUUUUUUACAUAUUGGUGCAUUCUGUCUUUUGUGGAAAAAACAAACAAACUCCUGUAUCAUUUUGAAGAAGCGCCUAAAAGUCUUACUAUUUUUAUUUUUAAAGAAGAAAAUCUAAGUGUUAAAAAAAAAAAACAUGGAGACAACAGAGAGGUACAUUAAAAGCGAAGCCAACGGUGGGUAUAAAGUGCGUCAGUUUUAACUGUAUGUUCUGUUUGGGUUUUGUUAAAUUUUUAUGUACUUUUUUUUCCAGGCAAAGCAUGACGAAUUAGGUUACGGUGUAGCAUGUAGAACAUUUACGGGCUUUUUUUGUAAUUAUCGGUUCCCCUGUUCUACAAAAUAUCUCAAAAAUAAAAAUUACCGGCAAC